Messenger RNA from Drosophila yakuba, 442 nucleotides. RefSeq lists its product as uncharacterized. NCBI's taxonomy places the organism in Eukaryota, Metazoa, Arthropoda, Insecta, Diptera, Drosophilidae. The record is from RefSeq and is a predicted model, not a curated record. The transcript has a single exon. The coding region runs from base 219 to 407 and encodes 62 amino acids.
CGUCUCUGUGUUCGUUUGUUUGUGCUAUAACUGCUACCCCCGCCCACUGCGAUCAUCCGCCUUACCCCCGCCCCGUUCCCCCCGAGUAACCGACCGCCGCGAACAAAGAGUGGAAAAUUUCCGUGCCAGCUGAAAAGGAAAACCUUUAGCCAUCUUUCUUGGGCCCCGUAACGCUGCGGCCCCCUGUAAACACCGGAUCCGUUGUAUCCCCCAUCUGGAUGGGUGUGAGGCGUAGUAUGCCAGUGAACUGUGCCAACAAGGACUGCCUGGGUCUCCGUAAGCGUGUCUGUGGUCUGCAUCAAACCUGGAAGUGGCUGCAUCAGACGCCCGCCCUGCACGAAUAUCUCAUCUCUGCCAGCUCCGUGGCUGCAAACACAUCCCGAGGCACCAAGACCGCCACAGUCUAAAGUCCAGAGCGACCAAAGCCAUUUAAAGACCAAAA